CCUCUUGUUUCCGCUGCGUGUUUUAUCACUUGUGUCUUAAAGAUGCCGGAACCAGCGAAGUCCGCUCCAGCUCCGAAGAAAGGCUCCAAGAAGGCGGUGACUAAAGCUCAAAAGAAGGACGGCAAGAAGCGCAAGCGCAGCCGCAAGGAGAGCUACUCUGUUUACGUGUACAAGGUGCUGAAGCAGGUCCAUCCUGACACUGGUAUUUCGUCCAAGGCUAUGGGCAUCAUGAACUCCUUUGUCAACGACAUCUUCGAACGUAUUGCAGGCGAGGCUUCACGCCUGGCGCACUACAACAAGCGCUCGACCAUCACCUCUAGGGAGAUCCAGACUGCUGUGCGCCUGCUACUGCCCGGGGAGCUGGCCAAGCACGCCGUGUCCGAGGGCACCAAGGCCGUCACGAAAUACACCAGCUCCAAGUAAACUUGCCAAAAACGUGUCCCGCCUGUUCCUUCUCGCCGCCCUCCACACCUUGCACGCCUCCGCCGGGGA
Choloepus didactylus (southern two-toed sloth) is the source of this 492-nucleotide messenger RNA. Its product is annotated as histone H2B type 1-C/E/F/G/I. Gene Ontology annotation, cellular component: nucleosome. Lineage: Eukaryota; Metazoa; Chordata; Mammalia; Pilosa; Megalonychidae. Bases 43 to 423 code for a protein of 126 amino acids. The record is from RefSeq and is a predicted model, not a curated record. The transcript has 2 exons. Gene Ontology annotation, molecular function: structural constituent of chromatin; DNA binding; protein heterodimerization activity.